UUCUCAAUACUGCACAGCAACUUUCCAACUUUACAAAAUUAUUUUCCAGGUAACUGCCGCAGUUUAAAAUUUACUACUUUUCCUAAACCUGGCUUCCGGUUGGAGAAUCACACGGUUCGAACUAUCGACGUUGUCAACGAGGAUCUCUGCAUGUUCCAAUGCUACCUGGAACCUAAUUGCAUCAGUUAUAACUUCUGUGAGAUAAAACAGCUGUCUGGAAAACAUGAGUGUGAUCUGAAUAACGCGACUAUUGACCAUGAUGAAGACCUGGUGAAAAACGAAAGUUACAUUUACCGCGGAGCAGAGGUGAGGAUCAAUUCUAUGAGGGAAAAGUAAUACUCUUUGUCCGGGAAAGCUCUGAUACGAAAUCAAGGGAUAUCCCCACCUCUCCUACUAAUUUAAACAACCCUCUCGCAACGGGAAUAAAUGUAACGCGAACAUCCGCGUAUAUCACCAACAACCUUGCGUGGAAAGAGCGCAACAAAAGCACUCGCGAACAACAAAUUAAGAGUACACUCGAGGACCACGAGGGCGGACGGGUGGAAUCAAGAAACGUCCAAAACAUAGCCCAAAAAAUGGAACUGCAUGCAUGAGACAUACGCACACCAUUGCAAACGCGGAAGACAAACACACGGGAAGAAUUUGUUAGCCUGCCAAAACAUCAUUAUAAAUUUCUCUAUUCCUUUCCUUCCUAAGAAUGCUUGUAAGAAAAAUCCUUGCAAGAAUAACGCGACAUGCCAAGCUGGGUUUACAGACAGGGACUAUCAAUGUUUGUGUGUUGAUGGAUCUGGAUUUAAAGGCCACGAUUGUGAUGAGGGUAAGGAAUCUUAUACUUUCAUUAGUAUAGCUAAUCACAUGAUUUCGAAUGAAAUCUGGGAUAAAUCAGCACGAGUAUAUUUUUGAAAGGCCAACCAAAUUAACCAAUCCGUACGAUCGUAAUCUUCUGCGUCUGUUGCGCUGGUUUAACUCCUUGAUAAUUUUAUCCAGGGCGAUCACUGUAAACUUUCAUAGCUGUUUCUGGAAGCCAAACUUUUGACAAGUUGUUUGUCCUUUGUUGGAUGUUUAUAUUUUUGGCAUUCUCCCUGAAACUCUGAAUUAAAACAUUGUUACUUUCUUCGUACCUGUCAGCCAUUUUGUUUCGUUGUCCUUACGCAACUUACCUGUCAAUCAGUUUGAUUUUAACUUUCUGCACUGUUUGGGAUAAAUUGACGCGCUCUCAGCCAAUGAGCAUGCUGAAAUUCUUGCAUGUGUUUUAUUAAAGAAACAUGAUGUAUUGAUAAGUAACAAGUUUCGCACGCUCCUCCCCUAAACUUUAUUUCGUUAAGGUGAUUGGGCAGACUUAUUUGAAAGGGAUAAGCACCAUACAAUCGCUAGCAUCUCAAUAG
Messenger RNA from Pocillopora meandrina, 1385 nucleotides. The record is from the annotation of a GenBank genome assembly. NCBI's taxonomy places the organism in Eukaryota, Metazoa, Cnidaria, Anthozoa, Scleractinia, Pocilloporidae.